CGCCCCAGCCAGCUCCGCUCACCCCCUCCCUGGCCCCUGCUCCAGGCCCCCGCCGCGGGACGAGGAGGAGGGCUCCCCACAGACAAUGGACGAGCACCCCGGAGCCGGAGGAGGCGGUGGGAUGGCGGCCGCCCCGAGACCACAGCAGCCACCGCCGCAGGCGGGUGGGAACAUGAACCUGCAGUCGGGUGGGGGCUGCGUGGGGGCCGGAGCCGGCGGAGGAGGAGGAGGAGGAGGGCAACAGCAGCAGCCCCAGGGCCCCGCGGCCCCGGCUGGUCAGGAGGCGGCGGGCCCCGCCGAGCUGUCCCGGCCCCAGCACUACACCAUCCCGGGGAUCCUGCACUACAUCCAGCACGAGUGGGCUCGCUUCGAGAUGGAGAGGGCGCACUGGGAGGUGGAGCGGGCCGAGCUUCAGGCUCGGAUAGCGUUUUUACAAGGGGAAAGAAAGGGUCAAGAAAAUUUGAAGAAAGAUUUAGUGAGAAGAAUAAAAAUGUUAGAAUAUGCAUUAAAACAAGAAAGGGCAAAAUAUCAUAAAUUAAAAUAUGGCACAGAAUUGAACCAAGGUGACUUGAAAAUGCCAACUUUUGAAUCAGAAGAAACCAAAGAUACGGAGGUUCCUGCAGUACCUCAAAAUAGCCAAUUGACCUGGAAGCAAGGCAGGCAGUUACUGAGACAGUAUCUUCAGGAAGUAGGUUAUACAGAUACAAUAUUGGAUGUACGCUCCCAGCGGGUAAGGUCUUUGCUUGGGCUCUCCAAUUCAGAACCAAAUGGUUCAGUAGAGACAAAGAACUUAGAACAGAUCCUCAAUGGGGGUGAAUCUCCUUCAUCAAAACAAAAGGGACAGGAAAUGAAAAGGAAUUCUGGUGAUGUUCUUGAAACAUUUAACUUCUUAGAAAACGCAGAUGAUAGUGAUGAAGAAGAAGAGAGUGACAUGAUAGAAGAUAUUGCAGAAGGAAAAGAAAAGCACAGGAUAAAUAAGAAACACAAAAUUGGUAAUGAAGGUUUAGCUGCUGACCUUACAGAUGACCCUGAUACUGAAGAAGCUUUGAAAGAAUUUGAUUUUUUAGUGACAGCUGAAGAUGGUGAGGGAGCUGGAGAAGCUCGAAGUUCAGGAGAUGGAACAGAGUGGGACAAAGAUGACCUGUCCCCAACUGCUGAGGUUUGGGAUGUAGACCAGGGACUAAUAAGUAAACUGAAGGAACAGUACAAGAAGGAACGAAAGGGGAAGAAAGGGGUAAAGAGAGUCAACAGGACAAAACUUCACGACAUGAUAGCAGAUCUGGGCGAUGAUGAGAUAUCCCACAUCCCUUCAGGAAUCAUUAAUCAAUCUAGGUCACCCUCUUCUAGAAUGACUGAUCAUGAAGGUGCAAGAGCAGAGGAAGCUGAGCCAAUAACGUUUCCACCUGGAGGAGGCAAGUCAUUUAUUAUGGGUUCUGAUGAUGUGUUGUUAAGUGUACUGGGCCUUGGAGACCUUGCAGACUUGACAGUAACAAAUGAUGCAGACUAUAGUUAUGAUCUGCCAGCUAAUAAAGAUGCCUUCCGAAAGACAUGGAACCCUAAGUAUACGCUACGCAGUCAUUUUGAUGGAGUGCGGGCAUUAGCUUUUCAUCCUGUAGAGCCUGUGCUGGUUACAGCCUCUGAGGACCAUACUCUAAAACUUUGGAAUUUGCAGAAAACAGUUCCUGCCAAAAAGAGUGCCUCUUUAGAUGUAGAACCCAUCUACACAUUUAGGGCCCACAUUGGACCUGUAUUGUCAUUGGCAAUUAGUUCCAAUGGAGAACAGUGUUUCAGUGGUGGUAUUGAUGCAACCAUCCAGUGGUGGAACAUGCCUAGCCCUAACGUGGAUCCAUAUGAUACCUAUGAGCCAAACGUUCUAGCUGGCACAUUAAUUGCUCACACAGAUGCAGUCUGGGGUCUUGCGUACAGCGGUGUAAAGAAUCACUUACUAUCUUGUUCAGCAGAUGGCACUAUUAGAUUAUGGAACCCACCAGAAAAAAUGCCCUGUAUUUGCACUUACAAUGGAGAGAAAGAGCAUGGAAUACCUACAUCAGUUGACUUUAUAGGUUGUGACCCUGCUCAUAUGGUGGCGUCUUUUAACACUGGCCGUGCAGUCAUCUAUGAUUUAGAAACUUCCCAGUCAGUGGUAAUGCUUUCAUCACAAAUAGAAUCUGGUGUACAAUCAAAUAAUCAUAUUAACAAGGUAGUAAGUCAUCCCACACUUCCUGUAACUAUUACAGCACAUGAAGAUAGACACAUCAAAUUUUUUGACAACAAAACGGGUAAAAUGAUCCAUUCUAUGGUUGCUCAUUUGGAUGCUGUCACAAGUCUAGCUGUAGAUCCUAAUGGAAUCUAUUUAAUGUCUGGAAGCCAUGAUUGUUCCAUUAGGUUAUGGAAUUUGGACAGCAAGACAUGUGUGCAAGAAAUAACAGCUCAUAGGAAAAAGCUGGAUGAAUCAAUUUAUGAUGUAGCAUUUCAUCCGUCAAAAGCAUAUAUUGCCAGUGCAGGAGCUGAUGCCCUUGCCAAAGUAUUUGUGUGACAUAGCAGAACAAACCUGCGUCAUAACAGCAGGUCUGUUUGGACAAAAAAGAGGGAAUGCGUCACUGCCAUCAAUAAGGUUACCAAUAAGACACUACAUCUGAUCUGCCUGGGUGAAGGUUCUUAUGUGGGGCAGGUAUAAGUUGGUGAAAAGUCACCACAUCUUGAAAAAUGUCAGGCUCAUUCAUUUAACUGUAAUUACUGUAUUUGGG
Messenger RNA from Gymnogyps californianus (California condor), 2747 nucleotides. RefSeq names its product striatin 3 (gene STRN3). NCBI's taxonomy places the organism in Eukaryota, Metazoa, Chordata, Aves, Accipitriformes, Cathartidae. The coding region runs from base 86 to 2536 and encodes 816 amino acids. The record is from RefSeq and is a predicted model, not a curated record. The transcript has 18 exons. Gene Ontology annotation, molecular function: calmodulin binding; armadillo repeat domain binding; protein phosphatase 2A binding. Gene Ontology annotation, cellular component: dendrite.